CCUCUCCCAAUUGGUAUUUUUUUUCAGAGCUCGGCCCCAACUUCUCGCCAUGACGCAGGGCACUGGCAUGAUGGAUCAGAAGUUGGUCACCGCCGCCCGGAGGGCGGUCGAAGCGGCGCGCGAGGCCAAUGAGGCGGCCAGCGCUGAUGGUUUGACUCCUACCUCCGUCAAGGAGAAUCUGGAGCGAGUCCUCCAGGAGUCGAAUGCCGUGCUGGAAGCCGCGGAGAGCACCUCGAGGCGGCGGCAGACCUUUGCAGAGUUUACCUCGUUGUUGGGCGAGGAGCUUCAAGAGGCGGCAGAGGAGUCGAUGAGUGAGGCCACCAAAGCUGCGGAAAGGACCUUAAGACAGGCGAAGAGUCUCAUCGAAGAUCACUUCCACAUUGAUGAGGCCUUCCGGAUGCUGGGCCCUCUGAGACAGGACUCCAACCGCGCCCGAGACAUGCACGACUGGUUUAAUUUGGUGGCUCUCUUGCCGGUGAUCUACUUGAAUUUACGAAAUUGGUGCUGUGUGACAUUCUCAGUGAGCUUGUUGCGGAAUACCAUCAUGGAGCAGUCGGUGGUGCAGAUGUGGCAUGGGGAGGUGUUUCAGGAGUUCUGGUGGACCACCUUGGCGUACUUCGUCUUGGACAUUAUAUGGGUCAUGGUGCUGCCAGACUGCGUGAAGUCGCCUGGGGUCAUUUUGAAACACCACCUGGCGACCGUAGGAUACAUUUUCAUUCCGAAGCUGCGGCCGGAACACGGAUGGCUCAUGGGCGCUUGCAUGAUCGUCGAGGUCAACACCUGGUUCCUGAUCGCUCGCCGAGCCUUGAACAAGCGGGGCGACCGCGCGUUCACCACAGGCGUCUCCUUCUGGAAGUCUGUUCGAACUCUGUGGAUCUCGACCUGCUUCUACCUCUCCUGGUUUGUCAUCCGUUUGGUGAUCUACCCCUACUUGCUCAUCGUGAUCACGAGAGAGUGGAUCAAAGAGUCCAACCGGGUGGGCACUCCCUUGAACCUCAUCGCGAUCACGCCAGUCAUGCAGUGUGUCUUCAUUUUCUUGAACGUGAAGUGGACCCUGGACCUGAUUCGCUCCAAACUCAAAGGCCGAGCGACCUCCAAAGGAUUAUGACGAGCCAGCACAGCAAAGCUUGCAAAGCGGAACAGCCAUGCAGCCCAAAAAGAGUCCUGCACCAGUGCGUGCAGCUGUUUUUGCACGCACGAGGUGAAGGACAUAGAAGAUCAGAGCCCAAAUGUAUGAGAAGACAAUGUACUACAUUACACUUGAC
Messenger RNA from Durusdinium trenchii, 1265 nucleotides. The record is from the annotation of a GenBank genome assembly. Lineage: Eukaryota; Dinophyceae; Suessiales; Symbiodiniaceae.